AUGGAAAUCGGCUUCCGAGACGGGCUGGGGAGUGUGGGGGUGGCGCGGCCCUGGGCUGCACCAGCAGCUUCAGUGACUCUCCCUUUCUUUGAGAACGUGGAACGGCUCGUCCAUCCCAAGUUCCGGCCGACGCCAAGCGACGUGCUUCGUGUCCGACUGCGCACAAGUGGCGUCGUUGAGACUCGCUUCAGGAUCAAGGACCUGGCGUUUCGGCUCUACGAUGUGGGUGGGCAGCGCACUGAGCACCAGAACUGGCUCGGCUGCUUAGAGGACAUGUGAGCUGUGCUGUUUGUGGCAUCUCUCCGCGCAUACAAUGAGGCCCUCCCAGAGGAGCCAGCGCUGAAUCGGCUUCAGGAAAGCAUGAAGCUUUUCUCCUCUGUCUGCAACAAUGUGUUCUUCCAAAGCACUUCCCUGAUCUUGUUUCUGAAUAAAAUCAACCUUCUCCAAGAGAAGAUCCUGCACCUGGGGAGGCACCUGCGUCUCUCCUUUCCUCAGUACCCAGGUGCAGACUGUGAUGUGGGUGCUGCAGCCCGAUGUAUCACCAGCCUCUUCCUGUCGUGCAGUGAGACCCCCCAGAAACUGAUCUACCACCACGUCUCCACCGACACAUGCAGUGUGCAGGGUGUAUUCCACGUGGUGACGGACACCAUCGUCCAGGAAAACCUGGAGGCAGCCGCUCUGCUGUGAAGCGCAGGCAGGGGAGCUGCAGUGCCAGGGGCUGCUUUCUGCCUCUGUGAUUCUGGGGGGAGGCUUGCUGCUAGAGUUCGUGAGAUGCCGUUGGCUACAGACAGGACUGCUGACUGGGCCGGAGAGGGACAUAUGAUGGCAUCAAGGGGCCUGCCUGGCUCCUGGCACCAUCAUCCCUAAGCCUUCUGUUCUUCUGGGACUAGCUCCUUCUGCUUGGCUCCAUCUGGGAUAAGGACCUCUUCCCUCCUCCCCCCACGUUGUGCCCAGGUUGAGGUAAUACUACCCCAUGCAUGGCAACUGUAAGCCAGUGGCUCUCAAACUUUUUUAUGGGUGUCCCCUUUCACAUCGCGAGCCUCUGAGUGCGACCCCCCCUUAUGGAUUAAAAACCUUUAAAAUAUAUUUAACACCUUCUAAAUGCUGGAGGCAAAGCAGGAUUUGGGGUGGAGG
Caretta caretta (loggerhead turtle) is the source of this 1134-nucleotide messenger RNA. Its product is annotated as guanine nucleotide-binding protein G(o) subunit alpha-like. Gene Ontology annotation, cellular component: cytoplasm; heterotrimeric G-protein complex. Gene Ontology annotation, biological process: adenylate cyclase-modulating G protein-coupled receptor signaling pathway. NCBI's taxonomy places the organism in Eukaryota, Metazoa, Chordata, Testudines, Cheloniidae. Gene Ontology annotation, molecular function: guanyl nucleotide binding; G protein-coupled receptor binding; G-protein beta/gamma-subunit complex binding. The record is from RefSeq and is a predicted model, not a curated record.